AUGUUUGAGGCUUCCUACACGAGCGUCAUGUACAGCGGCGUCUCGUCGCGCGGAGCGCAUUCGCUUUCGAGGCUCGUGGCUCUGGAGGUGGAGUGCGAGUCGUACAAGAAGCUGCUGCAGGACCAUUUCACCGACACCUCCAACCAGAUUCGGCUGCUUGCCAACCUGAUGACCACGUUUCACUACAACAAGCCCCCAGGCACCCUGGACAGAUCCACGUUCAUGGGGUUUCUCAACGACACGGCGUACGCGCGUCCGCGUUUGAGGGACGUCUCGUUUGCCGCUAGUGUGCCGCAGGCAGAGAGGGGGGCGUACGAGAGGGCGCAGGGGGGCGGCUUCUGCAUCAAGCACGACAUGGCAUGUGCGGGGCAGCAGUCGGACUAUGCGCCCAUCCUCUACACCACGCACCAUUGCUUCUCCCUUCCCCCUCUCCUCUUCCCCCCCACUCCCCAUCCCCGUGCGCCCAGGCACGACAUGGCAUGUGCGGGGCAGCAGUCGGACUAUGCGCCCAUCCUCUACACCACGUCAGCGCAGCAACUCAUCGGACAAGACAUGCUCUGGGGUGAGUUUGAACUCUUCCCUCUCCUUCGUCCUCCUACCCCCCUCUCACUUCCUUCCAGAUGCCUUCCCAGCCAACAGGGCGGCAGUGAUUCGAGCGCGGGAUCAGGGCAUUAUGGGAGCACUCACCCCGCCACUGCAGAUGGCAGUCGACUCACGGAGCGGCAGUAUUACCUACCGACAUGCACGCUGCACCCUCAACUCUCCCUUCCCCCUUCUUCUUUUCCCCUUCUCCCUCCAGACGCCUUCCCAGCCAACAGGGAGGCAGUGAUUAGAGCACGGGACCAGGGCAUUAUGGGAGCACUCACCCCGCCGCUGCAGAUGGCAGUCGAUUCCCUGGGAGGCAUCAACGUCGGCAGCAGCAGCAGCACGGGUGCGUCCGGCAGCACUGUAGCAUCGGAGGCGAGCGGUAACCGCGACCUAAACACCCUCAUGCUACGCGUGUACCCGGUGUAUCAGGAGCGCAUCCCCCCAGAUGCAGGGGCGGGUGUGGCCGAAUUCCGAUCCAAGUGCCGAGGGUUCAUGUCGGCUGUGAUUGAUUUUGAGCCGUUGAUCAAGUCCCUGCAUCGGGAGCACAUGCCGAUGUUCGUGAGAGUGUACGAUGUCACCAAUGGGAGCAGUGAGGCUCAGACGGGGUACUAUAACGGAGCCAACGCUGCUGCCCGGGGAAACGGCAGCAGCAGCAACGGCAGCGGCAGCGGCAGCAGCAGCGGUGGCAGCACCAGCGGCACGACCAGCAGCAUGACGUCAGCGAGCGGUGGUGGUAACACCACGGCGGUCCAAAGAACCGAUGGCUGCAGCAGCAGCAGCAGCAGCAGCAGCAGCAGCAGCAGCAGCAGCAGCAAUGGCACCGGCCAGGCGGUUGGGUUUGGCGAGACGAUGGCAGUGCCGGGGGAGGUGUUGGGGCGGGGCAGUGUGGAGCGGCUGAUGUAUGAACCGCAGGAGCACCGGCUGGCCAAGGGGCAGAGCGACCGCUACAACUACGUCACCACCAUGGACCUGGGGGACCCGUACCGGCUCUACGAGAUCCGCUGCAGGUGGGUUGUGAAGUGGGCGUGGCCUGGGUGUGGAUUGGCGUGUGAGUGGAAGGGAAGGGGGAUAGGUAGGAAGCGGCAUGUCACGACCAUGGACCUGGGGGACCCCUACCGGCUCUACGAGAUCCGCUGCAGAUAUCUAGACUACUACGUAUUCCCCUACUCCUCGCUGGGCUGGGCGCUCGUUAUAGUCACGGUCAUGUCCCUUCUGGGCUACGUGUGGUGGGUGGCGAGCUCGCACGUGCACCAAUUGGAGCACGACUUCCACCGCAUGGAGCUGCUAAAGGACAAAAUGAAGGCCGCCCGCAACGUGGCGGAGCGCGCCAGCAAGGCGAAGGGGACGUUCCUCGCCACCAUGUCCCACGAGCUGCGCACGCCCAUGAACGGCGUCAUAGGCAUGCUGAACCUGCUGCUGGAGACGCCGCUCACCAUCACCCAGCUGGACUACGUGGAGACGGCGCGCACCAGUGGGCGGGCGCUGCUGGAGCUCAUCAACGACAUCCUCGACCUCUCGAAGAUUGAGGCGCAGAAGAUGCAGCUGGAGCGCGUACCCAUGGACGUGCGGGGCGAGGUGGACACGGUGCUCACAAUGUUCAUCGAGCGCUUCCGAGACAAGCCGCUGCUGCAGGUGGCCGCCUACGUCGACCCGCUCGUGCCCGCUGCUCCGCUGCUGCAGGUGGCGGCAUACGUCGACCCCCUCGUGCCCGCUGCUGUGCUUGGAGACUCCCUGCGCCUGCGGCAGGUCAGUUGUGCCACCAGGGACUCUGUGCUCAUCAACCUGCUCUCCAACGCCUGCAAGUUCACUGAACGUGGACACAUCUUCAUCGCCAUCCGCACAGCAGAACCAGACGAGGAUCUGCGCAAGUCAGCUCGCAAGCACCACCACCACCACCGCUCCCUCCGCUCACACGCUCCUGCCAUGAUAGCUGAUCAGCUGUCAGCCCCUGCCGUGGCAGCUGAUAAGCCUUCUGCAGCUGCUGUGGUAGGCGAUAAGCCGUCUGUUGCAGCAACUGAGAUGAAGACUGGCGAGAAUCAAAGGGUUAUCGGCAGCACUGGUGCCGCGAGCUACACUGCUGUUGCUGCCGCUGCUGCUGCCACUGCUGCCGGUGAGGAGGAUGCGGCAAAGGAGGACACGGAGGAGAGUCCAUCCAAGGAUGUUGCCUUCCGACCUGAACGACAGUCGGCUCGUUUAAGCGCACUCAUGCUCGCUGCUGAUGACGGUGACUCUGCCAUUGAUGCUGGUACUGCUGCUGCCGCUGCUGCUCCUGGUGCUGCUGGUGUUGCAAACACUGCCGGCACGACCACCACCACGUCUCACAACAGCAGCCCCUCGCCUCUCCCGCCGUCACCCCGCGUUCCUCCGCCCCCUUUAAGGCCUGUGGGCACCACAGGGCGAACCAGCAUCACAGGCAGGCGAAGCAGAAGCAGCAGCUUUGGCGGCGGCAGUGGUGUGAACGGCACGGCGCCUGACAGGCUGACUCUGAGCGGGCAAGAGGCGGUGGACAGCUGCAACAGCUGGGCUGUGCUGGGAGCACGCAGGGAGAAGUGGCGCGAGGAUGGGAUGACACGAGGAGAGGGAAAGGGGGUUGAUGAGGGAAUGGAAGGGGAGGGAGGAGAGGAAGCGGAGGGUGGUGGAAAGGGAAGAGGAGGGGGGGGGAGUCCUCUGCUGAAUGGCCCGACCGUGCGACUUGUCAUCUCUGUUGAGGACACAGGCGAGGGCAUCCCGUACCCCGCGCAGCGCACCAUCUUAAAGCCCUUCAUGCAAGCAGACGCAAGCACGACGCGCACGCACGGCGGCACGGGCAUCGGGCUGUCCAUCUCGCGGCACCUCGUGGAUCUCAUGGGCGGCAAGCUCUCCUUCACCUCUCGCCCUGGCGUCGGCACCACCUUCUUCUUUGAUGUGGUUAUGCCCUCCUCGCCUCUCCACAUCCUCCAGCAGACCGAAGCGAGCUUAUCUCAAUUCUCCGCCAUUCUCCUCGACGACCGCGCCGUGAGGUUCGGCGUGAUGGAGAGCCUUCUCAACAGGCUCGGCAUCCCGGUGCUGAACACCCCCGAAGCCGUCGCCGAACCUGUGGUGCACAUUCCGAACCACAAUUCCCUCGUCACUGCUCCAGCUGCGGUGGGCGCAGGAGUCGGUAAGCGGCCGGUGAUUGUGGUGCUGGAUGAGGAGUGGCUGGGGCGGCACAACAAGGCAGUGCUUCAACAGAAGAAGAAGCAGUGCGAGGGGGAGGGGCAGCAGGGACAGGAGGGACAGGGAACAGUCCCUGAAGAGGAGGUGCAGGAAGGGCAGGAAGGGGAGAAGAAGAGGGCACGGAAGGAGGGGUCUAAAGCUCGCAAAUCCACAGGCUCUAUGCCGGAAGGGGAUAAUCCGACCAUUGCCGCCCGGCCCAAGAUCCGUGCCGCCCAGGCGGCGGCUGGUAGCCCUUCCGCCCUGCCGCCCGCUCUGCCGUCGGGCCCGUCGAUGCGCAAGGAGAGUGAUGGAGCCAGGCUGCUGUGCCAGGCGCUCAAGGGCAAGAAGAUUCUCGUGGUGGAUGACAACAUGGUGAAUCGCAAGGUGAUGGCGCGCAUGCUGCAGCGGUACGGAGUGGAGGUGGAGACGGUGGAUGGUGGUGCCAAGGCUGUUAAGGCCGUGCAGCAGGCAACAACCAGAUUUGAUUGCGUCUUCAUGGACGUGCAGGUGCGGCAGCUGUGUGCCUGGGCGGCUGUUUUUGGUCGUUACUGGACUGUGUUUGGGGGGAGGGGUUGA
Molecule: messenger RNA, 4338 nt
Organism: Closterium sp. Naga37s-1
Lineage: Eukaryota; Viridiplantae; Streptophyta; Zygnematophyceae; Desmidiales; Closteriaceae
Source: the annotation of a GenBank genome assembly